UCAGGUAUGUGCUGAAGGCAUUAAAGUUCAACAUAAUGUGUGAUUUGGACAUCUACGAUCCUCCUUGCCCAGCGAAGGACGCUCCGGUCAAAUCUCGGGGACUGAUAAGGACUAAAUUCACAGAAUACAGCAACACGAUAACCUCAGGGAUCAGUGAGCAGAGGGAAAGGGUUAACUAUGUGGAGCAGAAGGUACUGUCUACAGUAAAGCCAGUAACGAGGUUUAUCCCAAUAACCUAUGAUACAGUUAAGAGAGUGUCUGUGAUCAGUUUAUGUACUUUUUCUGGAGUUAUACAGGGCAGAAAAGCUGGGGGCUUUUUCAGGAGGAUUCUGUAUCCAGUAUUUGGAUUUGUUGGAGGUAAUGCUGCCUGUUACCCAAAACAAACCUACAGUCUAACUUCCAAAACUCUAACCACCACUUUACCUCUGGUCGCUACUGCUGGGAAGGCAACUGUUGAUGGAAGUAGAUUUGUGUUCCAUACGGGGAAGAAAGUGUCCUACUUCAUAUACGACAAAGUCAGUGAACAGUUCCCUGAUAAAUCUAUCGUGGAGGAGCCCGUUUCAGAUGAGCCAAACAACAUAGAAACUAUUCAGGAAGCUGUUUUGAUCGAUGAUUCAUCAGAGGCUUCCGAGGACACUGUCUCUUCAGAAGAAUUAUCAGAAGACGUAGUUUUAGUUGAAGAACAAAGUUCUUCAGAUACCGUAAUUUCUCUUGAGAAGCUUCCUUUACCGACGGAGGUUCCGCCGAUUGAAGAGAAUCUUGGAAUGGGCGACAAGGAUCAUGAUGAUAUGUACAGCACCCGAUCAUCACGAUCAUGAUUAAUUUAUUAAUAAUACUAAUUAAGUUGAAUGAUAUGUCUCUUGGGCAUUUUCUACCAUGGCUAUGUAAAGAUCAUAUAGGCGUUUUGUUGUAUGAAGAUUUUAUAAAAAAUGUAUUUGGUAUUUAUGAUCGUUGAAGAACCUGUAAUUUUCAUUA
This is a messenger RNA of Bolinopsis microptera, 975 nucleotides long. RefSeq lists its product as uncharacterized. Gene Ontology annotation, biological process: cristae formation. Bases 36 to 818 code for a protein of 260 amino acids. The record is from RefSeq and is a predicted model, not a curated record. Lineage: Eukaryota; Metazoa; Ctenophora; Tentaculata; Lobata; Bolinopsidae. Gene Ontology annotation, cellular component: MICOS complex. The transcript is spliced from 5 exons.